Molecule: messenger RNA, 2150 nt
Organism: Stomoxys calcitrans (stable fly)
Lineage: Eukaryota; Metazoa; Arthropoda; Insecta; Diptera; Muscidae
Gene: beta-PheRS
Product: phenylalanine--tRNA ligase beta subunit
Exons: 4
Coding region: 133-1920 (595 amino acids)
Biological process (GO): phenylalanyl-tRNA aminoacylation
Cellular component (GO): phenylalanine-tRNA ligase complex; cytoplasm
Molecular function (GO): phenylalanine-tRNA ligase activity; RNA binding; magnesium ion binding
Source: RefSeq, a predicted model, not a curated record
AAUCGAAACUGUCAAACAGCUGUCACCAAAUUUAACGCGUGUACGAUUGAAGAUUCGUGGUCUUUUGCUCAGAAAAAAGGGUUUAUCUUGGACACAAUUCAUCAAUUAAAUACAACGAAAUAGGUAUUGAAAAUGCCAACAAUAGGUGUUAAACGUGACCUUUUGUUCCAGGCUUUGGACAAAAAAUACACUGAUGAUGAAUUCCAAACUUUGUGUUUUGCUUUUGGCCUGGAAUUGGAUGAAGUGACCACCGAGAAGCAAAUGUUAACCCGAGAACAAGGCGAUGAUGCUGCUGGUGCUGCCGAUGCAUCCGAGGAAGUAAUCUAUCGCAUUGACAUUCCAGCCAAUCGUUAUGAUUUAUUGUGCAUGGAGGGUUUGGUCACUGGGCUGUUGGUGUUUCAGGGCAAAAUAAAACCACCCAAAUUCAAAAUGGUCGAACCAGUAGGUGGCAAACGUCAAGUGAUGAAAAUAUUGCCCGAAACUGCUCAGAUUCGCCCUUAUGCUGUUGCGGCAGUUUUACGCAAUAUAACCCUUAAUCAAGCCGCCUAUGACUCGUUCAUUGAUUUGCAGGAUAAAUUGCAUCAAAACAUAUGUCGCAAACGCACUCUGGUAGCAAUUGGUACACACGAUUUGGACACCGUACAAGGUCCCUUCACUUACGAGGCCAGAACUCCAGAAAAUAUCAAUUUUACACCCUUAAAUCAAACCAAAUCAAUGAAUGGUCACGAACUAAUGGAAUUCUAUUCGACUCAUGCUCAACUCAAGCAAUAUCUACCCAUCAUUCGAGACUCACCGGUCUACCCGGUGAUCUAUGAUGCCAAUGGAGUGGUGUUGUCUUUACCUCCCGUCAUAAAUGGUGAUCAUUCAAAGAUUUCGCUGAAAACCAAAAAUAUAUUCAUAGAAUGCACUGCCACGGAUUUAACCAAAGCCAAGGUGGUAUUGGACACAAUUGUGUGUAUGUUCUCUUCGCACUGCAAGGAGAAAUUCAGCGUUGAACCUUGUGAUGUUAUUCAACCAGAUGGAACCACGGUGACCUAUCCCGAAUUGGCAGUGCGUGAAGAAAUCAUUUCUGCUCAAAAAGCCAAUGCUGCCAUAGGAAUUUCUGAGUCUUCAGAAAAAAUAGCUGAUAUGUUAACUCGCAUGUAUUUGGAAGCCGAAUGUCAAAACGCUGGAGAUGCCAUAACUGUUAAAAUUCCACCCACAAGGCAUGAUGUUAUACACGCUUGUGAUGUUUACGAAGAUGUGGCCAUUGCGUAUGGUUACAAUAACAUUAGGAAAUCUCUGCCCUCUUUCAUGCAUAUCGCCAAGCAGUAUCCUUUGAAUAAAUUAACCGAACAAUUGAGGGAACAGGUAGCUCAGGCUGGUUUUACUGAAGCUCUCACCUUUACCUUGUGUUCACGCGAUGAUGUAGCGCGCAAGUUAAACAAGACAAUAGAAAGUAUGCCAGCUGUACACAUUGCCAAUCCCAAGACUUUAGAAUUUCAAGUGGUACGUACUACAUUGCUGCCGGGACUUUUGAAAACGUUAGUGGCAAAUCGUAAAAUGCCUUUGCCAUUGAAACUUUUCGAGAUCAGUGAUGUUGUUGUGGCCGAUGAUGAUACCGAGGUGGGUGCACGCAACGAACGAAGAUUGUGUGCUGUAAACUGCAACAAGACAGCUGGCUUUGAGGUUGUUCAUGGUCUCUUAGAUCGUGUAAUGCAAUUGUUGGAAGUUCCCUGGAAAUCGGCGAGUAGUGCUGGCAAUGGUUACUAUUUGCAAGCCGCAGAAGAUCUCUCUUAUUUCCCUGGUCGUUGUGCCCAUAUAAUGCUUAACAAUGUGGCCAUAGGCAAAAUUGGUGUGCUACAUCCCACAGUGCUGCAGGCAUUUGAAUUGACUACUCCUUGUUCUGCAGUUGAAUUCAAUAUUGAGCCUUUUGUUUAGACGACAAGACUAGAGCUGUUCUUCUACGGACGGCUAUGGAAUUUUUUAUAAACCAAUAUUAUAUCCAACUGCGAAUCCUUCUAAUCUUUCACACGGCUUAGAGCAAAAUUGUAUAUUUUAUUAAUAUUUAUUUUAUUGUCACAAGUUGGUUUGCAUUUUAAAUGGCAAGAAAUCAAGAUAAUAAAGCAGAAAUAAUAAAAAGCUAUAAUAAACAACAUUUUGCAAUAAAA